GCUUGCUCGAGGUCAAUUGCUAUCCACUCGAGCGUAUUCGGCGCUGAGACAGGCGCAAUAAUCGCACUUUGAUUGUAAUUGUGCGGCUACAAGGUACCGUGAUGUUCAUGCUCAAGAUUCCUGAGUGAUCGGCAUUGCUUUGCAGCAUCUUCAGCUGUCAUUGGUCUGCAUUGUGCACGGCAUUCCUGCACCCUGCGCUAGCUCCCCUGAGUUAAUCUUGCACUCAAUCUGCGCUUCUCCUUCACUACCGAGCUUCAAAACAUUCCCUUGCCGCUCUCUUAGGCACAUUUUCCCCUCUUUGCCUUUCUCCUUGCGGGAGUCCACUCAUUCACCAACACGUCAUUCCUUUUUGCUGCUGCGACUGCGCGUCUGGUCUACGCGCAACACACUCCUUCCAACUUCGACAUUCGAUCGACUCUACAAAUACACCGGCACAAUGAAGUCGUUCACACUUCCCAUGGUCGCACUCCUUGCGAGCGUACUUCCAACAUCAUGGGCGCAGACCCACACCGCCUGCAACCCGCUCAACACGACUGGAUGUCCUAACAUGGAAGCUCUCGGCGGCAAUGCGACCUUCUACUGGAACAAGACGGGCAUCCUCACCGGCGGCAAGAUCUGGGAGAAGCAGAACCAAGGCACCAUCGACUGGAGCGAGGAUGCCAAGGGAGCAACAUUCACCAUUGAGCGCUCAGGCGACUCGCCCAUGGUGCAGUCCAAGUUCUAUAUGCUUUUUGGUCGCUUUGAGGUUAUCAUGAAGGCGGCCAAGGGCAAGGGCAUUGUCUCGUCCGCCAUCUUGCAGUCUGAGGCCCUCGACGAGGUCGAUUGGGAGUUCCUCGGCACCAACACCACACAUGUGCUGACCAACUACUUCGGCAAGGGCAACACCACAUCCUUCGACCGCGGGAAGGAGUACGGGAUGGCACCUCCUCAGGACGAGUUCCACAACUACACGAUCGACUGGACUAAGGACCGCAUCCAAUGGUGGCUCGAUGGCAAGAUGCUCCGCGAGCUCGUUCCUGCCGACGCCCUCAACGGCAAGAACUACCCGCAGACGCCAAUGAACAUCCGCAUGGGCGUCUGGGCUGGUGGUGACGUCGCCAACAACGAUCCUGGUGUCGUGGAGUGGGCUGGGGGUGAGACUGACUUCAAGGAGGGCCCCUUCACCAUGGCGGUGCAGACCAUCUACGCAAAGGAUUACACACAGGGCGCCGAGUACAGCUGGGAAGAUAUGGACUCCAGCGGUUCGUGGGAGAAGGUCAAAGUCAUCAAUCCCACCAGCAAGUCCGAAAUCCUCAAGGAAAUCCAAGACCCAUCCGGUAUCCGCAACAACUGGAAAGCGCUGUCCGCCGGUGCUAAGAGCGGCAUCAUUAUUGGCGCUCUCGCCGUCCUUGGUAUCCUCGUCUGCCUCCUAAUCUUCUGCUGCAUCAAGCAGCGCCGCGCGGGCAAGCGGGAGCACGCUGCGCUGCUGGCGGGCGAGCAGAAGGAGGCUGCUGAGCUCCAGGAAUACAAGAAGCAAAUGCAGGGCGGCAAGUUUGGGUUCGGGAGCCACACCAACCGCGUCUAAACAACGUUCAGGGUGAUGGUACCUCGUUGGUGCACCUUAGGCUUGACAAUCCAUCUUUGUCGAAGGUGUUGCCAAUCAUAUCGGAUCUUUGUUUCAGUAGCCGGCCAACGCCAUGGUGGGAAUAUUGGCGCAGGCGUGCGUAGAUGUUCAUGUCACU
Macroventuria anomochaeta is the source of this 1721-nucleotide messenger RNA. RefSeq names its product glycoside hydrolase family 16 protein. The transcript is spliced from 2 exons. Gene Ontology annotation, biological process: fungal-type cell wall organization; carbohydrate metabolic process. NCBI's taxonomy places the organism in Eukaryota, Fungi, Ascomycota, Dothideomycetes, Pleosporales, Didymellaceae. Gene Ontology annotation, molecular function: glycosyltransferase activity; hydrolase activity, hydrolyzing O-glycosyl compounds. Gene Ontology annotation, cellular component: fungal-type cell wall. The record is from RefSeq and is a predicted model, not a curated record. The coding region runs from base 437 to 1564 and encodes 375 amino acids.